Molecule: messenger RNA, 2158 nt
Organism: Poecilia latipinna (sailfin molly)
Lineage: Eukaryota; Metazoa; Chordata; Actinopteri; Cyprinodontiformes; Poeciliidae
Gene: dnajc11a
Product: DnaJ (Hsp40) homolog, subfamily C, member 11a
Exons: 16
Coding region: 55-1731 (558 amino acids)
Biological process (GO): cristae formation
Source: RefSeq, a predicted model, not a curated record
GAGAACCUUUUCUGCGAGGGGAACGGCACGAAGUAGAAAUGACCGGGCGUAAACAUGGCGUCUGCCUUGGACGACGAUGAGAUUUCCAAUGAUGAUUACUAUUCCCUUUUAAACGUUCGCAGAGAGGCCACCCAGGAGGAGCUGAAAGCAGCUUACCGGCGCCUGUGCAUGCUCUAUCAUCCUGACAAACACCGCGAUCCUGAGCUAAAGCGACAGGCUGAGGCUCUUUUUAACCUUGUACACGAAGCUUAUGAAGUGCUUAGUGAACCACAGGCACGAGCUAUCUACGACAUCUAUGGCAAGCGAGGGCUCGAUGUGGACGGAUGGGAGGUGGUGGAGAGGAAAAGAAGUCCUGCUGAGAUUCGGGAGGAGUAUGAACGCCUUCAGAGGGAGCGAGAGGAGAGAAGGCUUCAGCAACGGACCAAUCCAAAGGGGUCGAUAAGUGUGGGCAUUGAUGCCACAGACCUCUUUGACCGGUAUGAAGAGGACUACGAGGAUAUGGUGGGAAGCGUGCCACACAUAGAAAUCAACAGGAUGCAUAUAUCGCAAUCUAUAGAGGCUCCUCUCACUACAAAAGACACGGCCAUUUUGUCCGGCUCCCUGUCUACACACAACGGGAAUGGAGGUGGCACCAUUAACUUGGCUUUGAGAAGAGUCACCUCAACUAAAGGGUGGGGCGAGGUAGAGUUGGGGGCCGGAGACACUCACGGACCUCUCUUUGGAAUGAAGAUAUUUCGGAACUUAACGCCUCGAUGCUUUGCAACGGCUCAGUGUGGGCUCCAGUUUUCUUCGCGGGGCGUUCGUCCUGGGGUGACAACGGUGCUGGCUCGCCACCUCGACAAGAACACUAUGGGCUAUCUGCAGUGGCGCUGGGGAAUCCAGUCCUCCAUGAACACCAGCGUAGUGAGGGACACAAAGAGCAGCCAUUUUACCGUCGCAGUCCAGCUUGGCAUUCCUCACACCUUUAUGAUGAUGAGCUACCAGUACAAGUUUCAGGAUGAAGACCAGACGAAGAUUAAAGGCUCAGUAAAAUCGGGUUUCUUUGGUACGGUGGUGGAGUACGGCGCUGAGAGGAAGAUCAGUCGGCACAGUGUGGUGGGGGCCACCGUCAGCGUGGGAGUCCCGCAGGGCGUCUCCCUCAAGAUCAAGCUGAACAGAGCCAGCCAGACGUAUUUCUUCCCUAUUCACCUCACUGACCAACUCCUGCCAAGUGCAAUCUUCUACGCCACGGUUGGACCUCUGGUUUUCUACCUCGCCAUCCAGCAGCUCGUCAUUCGGCCCUAUGUGCGUGCCCAAAAGGAACAAGAGUUGGAGAAGCAGAGGGAGAGUUCAGCCUCUAAUAUAGCAAAGAAGAAACAGGAAGCAGAGGCAGCUGUUUUGCUCAUGCAGGAGUCUGUCCGAAGGAUCAUUGAAGCAGAGGAAUCUCGAAUGGGUCUCAUCAUCCUCAACGCUUGGUACGGCAAAUUUGUGACGGACAAUAGCAGAAAGCACGAGAGGGCAAAGGUCAUCGAUGUGACCGUGCCACUUCAGUGUCUGGUGAAAGACUCCAAACUCAUUCUCACUGAGGCCUCAAAGUCAGGACUCCCUGGCUUCUAUGACCCCUGUGUGGGGGAGGAGAAGAGCCUGAAGGUGCUGUAUCAGUUCCGUGGAGUCAUGCAUCAAGUCCUGUCAGGAGACACAGAACCACUCAGGAUACCAAAGCAAUCUCACAGGAUUGAUUCAGACACAUAGAAGUGCUUGUUCUGACCAAAACAAAAGACUUGUCUCUAGACUGUUGGACAGAAGAUGAAGAGACCUAUGUUUUAGAUGCGACUUGGAAAUCAGUCUUUGUUACUCAGAGAUCAUGAAUUUACCCGUUUGCCCUGAUGUUCAUUUAAAUAUUGAGAGUGGAAUAAGAUGACAGACUGGAUUUAUCAGAACCAGUAUUCAAUGGACGGGGUUUUGGCCUGCUAAAUGUGUCAAAAAAUCAGCUGUUCUCAUCAUAAACCUGAGUUCUGCCCUCGUUGGGAUCAGUUUGGUUUUGGGGAUGGCUUGCAAAUUUUGACAGAGUUCUGUGUACUUGAACAAAAACUGCAGUGCCUACUGGAUCGAAGACAUGAAAGAAUCUCUGUUUAUUUGCCAUAUUAUUAAAAUCAUUUUCUCUCAUUUUGCUCAAAUU